Molecule: messenger RNA, 192 nt
Organism: Paracoccidioides brasiliensis Pb18
Exons: 1
Coding region: 1-192 (63 amino acids)
Source: RefSeq, a predicted model, not a curated record
AUGCAGCACAUCUCUAGAAAUCAACGGAACAACAACCAGAGUCUCGCGAUGAGAAACAUAUUUGGAGAGACAGCCGAUGAGCCAGAUUUCACUUUACCCACAACAAUUACACGAAUCUACUACAAGAGGUCAGCAGAAUUCUCAGUAUUGCCGCUUGUCAUUGCACUCUUAGAACUUGAAACAGAUGGGUGA